AAUAAUGUAAAGGUAGCUUAAAUUCUAUGACAAUAAUGGCAGAAACCGAUGUGCAAAUGAUAAACCAAUGCAACAAUCAACUCUCGUUAAAGGAUCUACUGCUUCUGUAAUCAACAUGAUGUCAUGCCACCAGAAUAAUGUGAAAAGUGACGAAAGAAAAGAUUCUAUUAUGAUAAAAAAUGAGGACCAUUUGACAUCUGAAUCUGUAAGCAGUAGUGAAGUUUUGUGGGCAAAAAAACAUCCUUGUUUGACUGACAGCAAGGCAGUUAUUUCAUACACAUCACAAGAGGUGUUGAAGCAUUUCAAAUGUGAUUUGUGCGAGACAACAUUUGCACAUUCCCAGGUAUUGGAUGCUCACAAAAUUAUUGAGCACCACAUGGAGAUCCCUCGAUGGCAUUGCAGGCUAUGUGGUCUUGGUUUCCUGCGUAAUGAUGCUUACAAUACACACAUGCUGAAAACACAUCAGGAGGACAGCCGCAAUGCCUGUAUUACCUGUGGCCAGGUGUUCACCAACUGGGACCUACUACUGCAGCAUGCCAAAGCCCAUUUAAAACAAAAAGUUCCACAAGUGCACAGAUGCGAAUUCUGUCCAGCAGAGUUCUGUCAUUUGUCCAAACUUAAACGUCAUCGUCAGCAGCACACAGGUGAGAGACCAUACAAGUGUAACUACUGUGACAAAUACUUUGCCAUCAGCAGCAGUCGUCUUCAACACAUACGGAGACAGCAUUUGAAGCAGAAGAAACAUUUGUGCCAGUACUGUGGACAAGGGUUCAGUGACUCCACCUCCCUCAAAGUUCAUAUUCGGACUCAUACGGGAGAAAGACCAUACAAAUGUCCAGUAUGUCCACGAGCCUUUGCUAAAAGCAAUGGCAUGGUGGUUCAUUUAAGACAGCAUACUGGUGAAAAACCAUAUGUGUGUGAACAGUGUGGCGACAGCUUUGCCCAAAAUGUCAGCUUGAGGACUCAUGUGAAAAACAAACAUUCAGACUCGCAUGCUCUUCUGUGCACAUAAAGUUAAAAAGUCACAAAUGUCAAAUGACUUCCCAGUUUGCAUUUUUUUUUUCAGCAUUUCUUAUGAAUGAUUUGUGCUUGAACAAAAAAAAAAAAAAUCUGAAAUUGGGUACUUGAAAAGAGAUUGUGUUUAACAACAGACAUUGCAUCUUAAUUUUGAAUGUUUUAACCUCUGACUACACCCUUUGAAGGUUAUGUAUUUAUAUCAACAGACCAAUUUCAACCUACAUUUUAAACUUAAGAGCAAUAAUCAAGAAAUGUAAACAUUUUAAAACACUGCGCAAGAGUGAUUCCUUAUCUUUAUAUUAAAAAAAAAAAAUUGAUUACAUGCUUGCUUUCAAAUUUUCCAAAUUCCUGUAUUGAGCAUGUUAUUUAUAUAUAUUGUGGUUGGUCAGCAUCCAAUUAACCUUUUAGCACCCCAAGCAAACACUGUAAAUGUGAUUAGCUUACUUGAAGCUAUGCAUGGGAUUAACUAUUUUCAUAUAAAAUUUUAAGCCUGAGUAAAUUGAGACUUAAGGCCAUUGAGGUUAAGAUGUGCUGGGGGGAAAAAAAUGCAGCAAAAUUGUAGUGUGUCCUAAUGUUCGGUGUACUGAGCCUUAGGGAUACCAAGGGAGACUUCAUUUCCGUCAGCUUUUGAAAUUAAAGCAGUGAAUUAGGAAUUGUGCAUAAAUGCGUGUGUAUGUCUACCAGAACAAAUAAAUAAAGAAAAGUGAGCAAAAAAAGUUUGGGAAACUCGACGAAAUAGCAACAAUAUUGAAGAAAUAGAAGGCAGCAGAAAGCUUUAUUAAAUUUUCAUGUUAAAAAAGAAAGUUACUCGGUCCAGAAUGCAUCAUAAAAUGGCAGCUAAAUGCCCAACAUAGCAGUUAGCUGAGAGCUACAGAUUAAUCAUCCAGCUAGCAUCUAUCAAUGUGUUGUGCACUUGGCCCAAUAACAGCCUGACUCUUAAAACAUAGUUUAUUGUUUUGGAUAACAGGUUUUAACAAACAAGCAAUACCAGUUAUUCUGAAACAAGAAACUUAAAAAAAAAA
Pomacea canaliculata is the source of this 2039-nucleotide messenger RNA. RefSeq names its product zinc finger protein 239-like. Gene Ontology annotation, molecular function: DNA-binding transcription factor activity; RNA polymerase II cis-regulatory region sequence-specific DNA binding. Bases 68 to 1012 code for a protein of 314 amino acids. The transcript has 4 exons. Gene Ontology annotation, biological process: regulation of transcription by RNA polymerase II. Lineage: Eukaryota; Metazoa; Mollusca; Gastropoda; Architaenioglossa; Ampullariidae. The record is from RefSeq and is a predicted model, not a curated record.